Messenger RNA from Alosa sapidissima (American shad), 2015 nucleotides. RefSeq names its product G protein-coupled receptor 37 like 1b (gene gpr37l1b). Gene Ontology annotation, biological process: adenylate cyclase-inhibiting G protein-coupled receptor signaling pathway; positive regulation of MAPK cascade. Gene Ontology annotation, molecular function: G protein-coupled peptide receptor activity. The record is from RefSeq and is a predicted model, not a curated record. The transcript has 2 exons. Lineage: Eukaryota; Metazoa; Chordata; Actinopteri; Clupeiformes; Clupeidae. Bases 89 to 1606 code for a protein of 505 amino acids. Gene Ontology annotation, cellular component: signaling receptor complex; plasma membrane.
UAGGCACAUGGGACACCAAGCCUCAAACUAGGAUCUCUGACACAGCCACUAUAUCAAACUUUUGUCAGUUAGCAAAAUAUCGUAAAAUAUGAACAUGCUGGUGUCAUUCUCUCUGCUAUUGUUCUCUGAACUGGCUUCAAUGGUAUUAACUUUUCCACAGAGGGAUAUACAGACAGGAACCGUAAUGUCUGUCUUAGUCCAGGAAGAUAUUGAUUCAUUUAUUACCCACAGUAAUUUGGAUGGAAUGGAUCUGAAUACCAAGAAUAGCAGAGUGGCCCGAGCGGCAGAGGACCUGGAGGAAGCAACGAAUGGGAAUGAGCUUUCUACCUUCAACUUCUUCACAGACAAUCCCAAUCAUACAACUAUGCCCAAUCCAGAAAAUAGCACCUCCAUUAUUCAUCCUCCUGUGGGGACUACUGAGUUGGACCAAGUUAAUGCUUCUGAUUUAGGCCUUACACUUAUUCACAAUCCACUAUUUCCGGUGACAGAGAGCUCUUAUAGUGCUUAUGGAGUUCUCUUCCUCUCGCUUGUGGUGUUUGCAGUGGGUAUUGUGGGGAAUCUGGCAGUAAUGUGCAUCGUGUGGCACAACUAUUUCAUGCGAAGUGCCUGGAACUGUAUCCUGGCCAGCCUAGCUUUCUGGGAUUUUUUAGUACUGUGCUUCUGUUUACCGGUAGUUGUUUUUCAUGAGUUGACCAACAAACGACUUCUUGGAGAUUUCUCUUGCAAGGUUGUGCCAUACAUGGAGGUAACAUCUUUGGGUGUGACAUCUUUUGGCCUCUGUGCCCUGGGCAUUGAUCGCUUUCAUGCUGCAACCAGUUCUCAGCCCAAGGCACGGAGAGUGGAACGAUGCCAGUCAGUGUUUGUUAAGCUUGUAGUGGUAUGGUUGGGCUCAAUGGUCCUGGCAGCUCCAGAACUUCUGUUAUGGCAGCUACACCCAGUUAAGUCUGCUAACCUGGGCAUAGUGGUUGAUUCCUGUAUUAUGAGCCCUUACACCGACCUUCCUGAGUCCAUUUAUGCUAUUGUGAUGAACUACCAUGAAGCACGUACAUGGUGGUACUUUGGCUGCUAUUUUUGCCUACCUGUGAUUUUCACAUUACUAUGUCAAUUAGCCACUUGCCAUGUGUCAGAGGGAAGCACAGUCAAGAGUUCAGAGGACCACUUACCUUCCAAGAAACAGAAGUUGCAACAUGUACAACAGGUAGAGCGGCAACUGAACUGCACUGUCUUGGCACUGAUUGUAGUCUAUGGCUUGUGCACCCUUCCUGAGAAUGUGUGUAACCUAACACAAGCAUAUGCCCCACUGCAAGUAUCUGAGAGUGUGGCAGCACUACUGGUGCUUAUCAACCAUUUUUUUCUUUUCUUCAAGUCAUCUGUCACACCAGUGCUACUACUGUGUCUUUGUAAGUCUCUGGGACAGGCUUUCAUGGACUGCUGCUGCUGCUGUUGUGAGGAGUGUCAUCCAGUUGCUGCCAGAUCCUCCUUUGUCUCCACCGGCACAACAGGCUCAGAGAGUAAGCUGAAGAGCUCUGUGGAUAUGUCUUCCUCCAUUUUUUUUGAUAAAGCAAAGGACAGUUCCUCCAUCCUUGCCGUUGGAACAUCAAGCUGAGGAAGGGUCUUGUUCUUGUGUCCUACAUGAUGGAUUUCUUAGUGACAGGACUCUAGUUUGGCAGUGGAAAUGUAGUUACAGCUGAUAGCUUCCAGGUCCAGUGUUGUGGUUGUGUUCUUGUGUUACCCUAACAAUGUGUAAGUCUGAAAAAACUACAACAUAUAGAGUAUAACUAGUGAUCAUAACUAACAUAUCUCACAACAUGCAAGACAUGCUGAAAUGUGAUAUGGAAGACAAUCUGGAAUUUGUGUAAAAACUAGAUUGAUUUGAAAACCAAUUGUAUGCUGAAAGAAACGGCUUCAUGAUACUAGAGUCUACUUUAAAAUACAAGAAAAAAUAUAGCCGCAAGCGGCAAUGGCGGGCCCGAGCACCUGCGGGCCGCAACCCGUGACAUUUCAGGAUCCAACAA